CAAAUAUGGCCCCUGCCUUCUGCGUGUGAGAGCAGACAGCUGACAAAGGAAAGAAAUCUGGUAAAAGGACGGUGCCGGCUCAUGUAACACCGCUUCUUCGUCCAGCUAACACUGCACCUUUGUGCGAGUGAAAAAUGGCUGCCAAAUGAUGUGCCAGCGAGAGGAAGUGACCGAAGAAGGCCUUCAUUGUUGCAGACCAUCUAUUCCAGAACCUCCCUCCCUUCCUCAUUCCUCUGCUCCCACCCUGCGAGCCUCCCCCCCCCCUGCUGCCAUGCAGAUCAACCCGGCGUACGUGGAGUCCGGCGUGGUUCUGGCCGUGGUGAUGUGCGUCCACAUGGCUGUGUGGAACCAGCACUCCUGGUGCAUCGUCGCCCUCUUCAUCCAGGCGUUCUACGUGCAGCACAAAUGGGAUCGUCUUCUCCGAUCGGGAGGCGCUGUGUUCCAGUUUCGCCCGUCGGCCAACAGCGGCAUCGUCCCGGCCUCCAUGGUGAUGCCUCUGCUGGGCCUGGUGCUAAAAGAGAAGUGCUCCGCCUCGGGGAACGUCUACUUUGAACGCUUCUCCAUGGUGGUUACCAUUACUGGGAUGAUGCUGGCUCUGUUUCUGUCACUGAUUGCACUGGGAAUCACAAGACCAGUACCCACAAACACGUGCGUGAUCGCAGGUAUGGCAGGAAGUGCGAUCCUCUACACGACCAAACAGACGCUGACCGUUUCAGAGGUCAUCGAGGUCUUGGAGGUGCUUCUGAUCUUUGUUUAUCUCAGUCUGAUUGUGCUUUACCUCCUGCCUCGCAGCUUCACCCCCGGCGAGGCGCUCCUCAUCGUCGGGGGAAUCAGUUUAAUCGUCAACCAGCUCAUCAAGCGCUCCCUGAACCUGGCGGAGGUGAAAGGGGAUCCUGUGAACUACUUCCUUCCGGUUAUAGUUGUUGGCUCGCUGCUUCUGGGGGUUUUCUUCGCCCUGCUCUUCUGCUUCAUGGAGUCGGAAACCUGGGUGUCGUCGCUGUUCUUCCACAUGAUGACCGCCGUCCUGGGUCUGGGGAUCCUCAUGCCGUGGCUCUCCCUGUUCAUCGGCCGGCACCCGCUCAUGUGGCUGCUGGACUUUGUGACUUUGAAUGACAGAAGGCUGUGCCUGCUUGGGUACUGGCUGUUUCUGGCUGCCGUGGCCACUUGUGUUGUGCUGCACCAGAACUACCAGCGCCAAGCCGGGUGCAAGAAGCACCAGGCCUCGACGAUUGUGCGGAAGUACUUCCAUCUCAUCGUGGUGGCUACGUUUGUUCCCGGGCUGAUCUACGACAGGCAGCUGCUUCAUGUGGCGUCCGUGGGUUGCUUGGCAGUUUUCUUGUUCCUGGAGUACGUGCGUUAUUUCCGGAUCCUGCCGUUCGGCCAGCUCCUCAGGCAGCUCCUCACUCUGUUCCUGGAUGAGCGGGACUCCGGGCCUCUCAUCCUGACCCAUGUUUACCUGCUGAUAGGCAUGUCUCUACCUUUAUGGUUGUUCCCGGGACCCUGCGCUCCACGUGGAAUCCUCCCCGGUGCAGGAGGCCUGGUGCCUUACGCCGGUGUUUUGGCCGUCGGGGUGGGAGACACGGUGGCGUCGAUUUUUGGGAGCACCAUGGGUGAGAUCCGUUGGCCCGGCACUAAGAAAACCAUGGAGGGAACUGCGACGUCCAUUUUUGCCCAGAUCAUCGCCGUGGCCAUGUUCCUCAUCUUCGACGGGAGCAUCAAUCUUAACUCCACCUACUCCUGGAUCGUGGGCUCCAUCAGUCUGGUGGCCAUGCUGGAAGCCUACACCUCCCAAAUAGACAACCUCCUCCUCCCCCUCUACCUGUUCAUCCUGCUGCAGCUUUGAUGGGAGGGAUGAGAAACAAAAACAGAUCCUUCCUUCUCUCCUCAGCUCUUUCCAGAGGGUGAAAGGAAGAUGAAAAAGUGUGAGAAAUUAGAAAAAUAUGAUUGAAGUAACAGAAAUCCCUUUAUCAGUUGACUGAUCAGCACAAGAAAAGAAAGGUUAGAGGCUGACAGCUGGAUAAAUGUAAACAAACUUGUUUGUUUGUCAACAAACAAGUGGGGCACAAAACAAUUCAAUAAUAAAGAGCUGAUAGGAAAAGGAGAAUAAAUCUGGUGAUCCUUUUUUUUUGUUUAUGAUUUAAGCACAGGUACAAAAAAUAAAAAAAAGUCCUGCCAGGAUGAUCUUUAUGAAGUUCUAAAAUAAAACAAUAUUUAUCAGUGAAACAGCUGGAAAAAAAGGUUUUGCAAGAAUCAUUUUUCUAAGAUAUGUGUUUUUGUUUUUGUUUCUAAAUUUAGCCACAAAAAGGCUAAGAUUACUGCUAGCCCUUGUUCUAAAUAAAACUAAAAAGUAUUUCUGAUACAUGAGUUUUGUUUUUUCCAUAUAUUUAAUCUAACUGUAGCAUAACAUGUAAUUAUCCUGGAAAAACUUUUUCACAGGUUUUUUUUUUUUAACCUAUUCCAUGGGAGAAAAGCAUUUGGAUCAGACGAAGAAAAAUGAAUAACGAGAUAAUUGUUUUUGUUCUCACUUUCCUAUCAGGUCUCCCGUGACAUUAGAGUCUGUGGCCCUCAGAUCACAAGUCAUUUCAAUAUCAGUUAUUUUAAGGAAUCAGAAGAUCAUUUCAGAACAAAUCAAAAGAAAAGAGUUGCUAAAUAUUCUUUGAGCUGCGUCUGGUGUUCGGGUUCUGGCUCUCCACCAGUGACACCAAACCUCCUGAAUUAUGCAACAGGGUAUUAGCAAAGGGGAAAAAAUGUCCUUUAAACACUUCUGGAUGGUACGGACGCUGCUAACGGCACAUUCUAAAUCACCAAUGAUCACUAACUUGUUCCCCUUUUUGCUAAUGGAUACCUUUUGUAUUGCCUUUGAAGAACAUUAUUUAAAGUUAGCGUAGUCUUGUUCUUAAUGUUAUUUUGCCUCCCUGAUGGCAAUAUGAAGGACUUACUGCUGAGAGUAUUUGCCUUAAGAAGUAUAUUUUCUAACACACGUAACGUAGAUGAACGCAUGGCAGCCCCUCUCUUUAUAAGGGCUGGUUUAUACUUCAACACGGCAGAAAUCUGCUUUGCUCUUGCAUGACACUAAUGUGAAAUCGGUACUGUAACAUGUACACAGGUAUCCUGCAGUAUGUUUUCUUUGAGGUUUGAUGGGACCCAUUUAAAGGUACACUUAAUAUAAACAUUUCCUCUGAUACUGAGCCUUGAAACUUUGCAUAUCAUCCAAGUUUGUAGAUAUGCUUCAGUCAAAAAUGAUGUACAAAGGCCUUUUUCUGUUUAGCGACUUUCAUUAUGCGUUAUAUAAAUAUCCUCAUCAGGUUAAAUCUCAUCGUUUUGGAUGAGAACGCUUCAGAUUAGAACCUGAAACAUGUUUUCAGCAUGAAUUAAUUAACAGCCUUAUGGUAUUUUAUCAAAUGUAAAGUUAUUUGGUGUUUUUUUUAUUUAUUAGCAUGAUAUUACUGAUAUUUUUGCCAUCAUCCUUACAUUUCUAAUGUAAUAUUGCAUGUCGAGGGCAUCAAAAGGUAGAUAAAGUUGUUACGCCUCCUAUUUUAGUAAAUUUGAGACGAGAGAAGGACCUGUGAGACAGACGGAGAGAUUAAAAACAAACAUUAGCCUUUUGCUUUCACAGUUUAAUUUUAAAAUGGACAAAAAAUGGUUUGAAUGUUGUGAUUGAUAAUCAGUCAAAAAUACAUGUUUUUCAUUUCAUCUUAACAUGAACAUACUUGAAAAUAGCAAUGCUUACUGUUGUCUGCAAAAUGAAAUAAAAAGGAAUCUACCGUCUUGUUUUGA
This is a messenger RNA of Eleginops maclovinus (Patagonian blennie), 3777 nucleotides long. It is a transcript of the gene dolk, whose product is annotated as dolichol kinase. Gene Ontology annotation, cellular component: endoplasmic reticulum membrane. Lineage: Eukaryota; Metazoa; Chordata; Actinopteri; Perciformes; Eleginopidae. The record is from RefSeq and is a predicted model, not a curated record. The transcript is spliced from 2 exons. Bases 146 to 1843 code for a protein of 565 amino acids. Gene Ontology annotation, biological process: dolichyl monophosphate biosynthetic process. Gene Ontology annotation, molecular function: dolichol kinase activity.